CACCACCACGCGCUUCCGCACCCGCCGCCGCCGCACCUCUCCGUGCCGCCGCGGCCCUGGAGCUACCCGCGCCAAGCGGAAUCGGACAUGUCCAAGCCACCGUGCUACGAAGAGGCGGUGCUGAUGGCCGAGCCGCCGCCGCCCUACAGCGAGGUGCUCACCGACACGCGCGGCCUCUACCGCAAGAUCGUCACGCCCUUUCUGAGCCGCCGCGACAGUGCGGAGAAACAGGAGCAGCCGCCGCCCAGUUACAAGCCGCUCUUCCUGGAUCGGGGCUACACGUCGGCGCUGCACCUGCCCAGCGCCCCCCGGCCCGCACCGCCCUGCCCUGCGCUCUGCCUGCAGGCAGACCGCGGCCGCCGGGUCUUCCCCAGCUGGACCGACUCGGAGCUCAGCAACCGAGAGCCACUGGAGCACGGAGCUUGGCGCCUGCCGGUCUCCAUCCCCUUGUUCGGGAGGACUACAGCCGUAUAGAGGGGCGCCCGGCGUCCCGGGCCCCACCUGCAGACUCCUGGCCUGAUUGCGGGGCUUUUUAAAUGCUUCCCUUGGACUGUGGGGGGUGGGGGGGUGGGGAGGGAGGGAUUUCUUACCCCGUUUGUUACAUUUUGAGGAUAAUAAAGGUGUGUGAUCUGGUUUGGUACAAGCGGAGGGGGCACCCACUGCUUGCGCCCAAGGUUCUAGCGGCCAGGCCUGCCCGGCCUUGGCGGGACCUUACCUAAAUGCACCUUUCAGCUACAAACUGGCCAGA
Messenger RNA from Vicugna pacos (alpaca), 748 nucleotides. The record is from RefSeq and is a predicted model, not a curated record. Lineage: Eukaryota; Metazoa; Chordata; Mammalia; Artiodactyla; Camelidae.